GCAGGCUAGAGGAAGCGAUGGUAAUAGAUUCCCAUCCGUGGAGAAAACGGAUCAUUAGCUCUGAAACGAGGCAACCACUCGCUAAUAAUCCUUGCAAAGAGGUAAUUUUUCUCUGUUUUAUAUGAGAAAAUCUGCUUCGGCGCCUGUUUGACUGGGAUUAAGCUGGGAAGAUUGAACUGUAAUGACCUCCCAUUGCCAGAGAUCCCUCGAUGUAUAGAAAUCAUCAGUUCUGCUGUAUUUGAUUCAUCCGGGUGAGUCAAAAGAAUUCAAAUCUUAAUCACCCCUCACCUCUCUAUUAUCGGUUGGAUUGGGAAUGGUUAGCGAUGUGAGUAAAUCGAAUCCAAAACUAACAUUACUGCCUCUCAUAGCUCUGAUAUUCUAUGAAGUCUCUGGCGGUCCUUUUGGAGUAGAGGAUUCGAUUAGGGCUGGAGGUGGUCCUCUCUUGUCGCUGCUUGGUUUCUUGAUAUUCCCUCUAAUCUGGAGUAUCCCUGAAGCCCUGAUAACUGCCGAACUUGCCACAAGCUUCCCCGACAAUGGCGGAUAUGUUCUUUGGAUAUCAUCAGCUUUUGGACCUUUCUGGGGGUUUCAGGAAGGAUUCUGGAAAUGGUUUAGUGGGGUUAUGGAUAAUGCUCUUUACCCAGUUUUGUUCUUGGAUUACUUGAAGCAUUCAUUGCCAAUCUUUGACCAAAUGAUUGCAAGAAUCCCAGCUCUGUUAGGGAUUACGAUUUUGCUCACUUACUUGAAUUACCGUGGCCUUCACGUUGUUGGGUUCUCUGCUAUUUUGCUUGCAGUUUUCUCCCUUCUCCCAUUUCUGAUAAUGGCUAUUCUUGCCAUUCCCAGAAUUAGGCCAAGUCGUUGGCUUAUUGUAAAUUUCAAGGUGGUGGAUCUGAGAGGAUACUUUAAUAGUAUGUUUUGGAAUUUGAACUAUUGGGACAAGGCAAGUACACUUGCAGGGGAGAUUGACAAUCCCAGUAAAACAUUUCCAAAGGCACUUCUUGGAGCCGUAGUGCUAGUGGUCUCCUCAUAUUUGGUUCCUCUUCUUGCCGGAACAGGUGCUUUCAGAUCUGAGCCUAGUGAGUGGGCAGAUGGUUAUUUUGCUGAAGUUGGAAUGUCAAUAGGUGGCUUUUGGCUCAAAGUAUGGAUUCAAGUAGCUGCUGCCAUGUCUAACCUUGGCUUGUUUGAAGCAGAGAUGUCCUCUGAUGCUUUUCAACUUCUUGGGAUGAGCAAGAUGGGAUUUCUUCCAGCUGUAUUUGCUUCAAGGUCCAAGUAUGGUACUCCUACUAUCAGCAUUCUCUUUUCAGCCACUGGAGUUAUCUUCUUGUCAUGGAUGACAUUCCUCGAAAUUGUGGAGCUCCUCAAUUAUUUAUAUGCUUUUGGAAUGCUUCUUGAGUUCGCAGCUUUCAUAGCACUGCGGGUGAAGCAGCCAGAUCUUCAUAGACCAUAUAAAGUUCCUCUGCAAACAUUUGGGGCAGCCAUGAUGUGCCUGCCUUCUGCUCUUUUGCUUAUUCUUGUUAUGUGUUUGGCUACUUGGAGAACCUUCCUUGUAAGUGCAGCAAUAAUUGCCGUGGGAUUUAUCCUUCAACCUCUCUUGGUUCAAGCAAGAAGGAGAAAGUGGUUAGCAUUUGAAGCAGAACCAUCUUCCUUCCUUUCCAAUUGCUGUUUACAGUCUCAUUCAGUUUUGUCAGAGCUGGAUGACCCAGAAAUUAAGGAAGAAGAUUCUGUUGAGCUUCUUUCGACCUCAAAGAUUUCGAAUGCUGGAGAAGAAUUAUCUUUGAUGCAGAGUGCUUCACGAGAGAGCUACUAG
Molecule: messenger RNA, 1804 nt
Organism: Neltuma alba
Lineage: Eukaryota; Viridiplantae; Streptophyta; Magnoliopsida; Fabales; Fabaceae
Product: probable polyamine transporter At3g19553
Exons: 2
Coding region: 314-1804 (496 amino acids)
Biological process (GO): transmembrane transport
Cellular component (GO): membrane
Molecular function (GO): transmembrane transporter activity
Source: RefSeq, a predicted model, not a curated record